AUGAAGUACCUAUUCGCUCUCUUUCUCACCUGCCUUUUCGGCUGCGUCAUCUCCACCCCCAUCCAAGCCGGCGCACGCGACGUCCAAGGCGACCUCUUUCAAUCCGCUUCCGAGCUGUCAGAGAUGGAGGCCAAGAAGGUGCCCGACAACAGGAUCUCGAAGCCCAACGAAGGGUUUCUCGGCAGCGCCGUUAUACUUCCUGGGCUCGUGGGCGCCUUGGGAGACUUGUUCAAGGGCAUCGUGACCCAACACCUGCCGUUAAUUGGCGGCCUCGACAAAAGGGACUAG
Messenger RNA from Hirsutella rhossiliensis, 288 nucleotides. RefSeq lists its product as uncharacterized. NCBI's taxonomy places the organism in Eukaryota, Fungi, Ascomycota, Sordariomycetes, Hypocreales, Ophiocordycipitaceae. The transcript has a single exon. The coding region runs from base 1 to 288 and encodes 95 amino acids. The record is from RefSeq and is a predicted model, not a curated record.